Rattus rattus (black rat) is the source of this 1299-nucleotide messenger RNA. It is a transcript of the gene Abhd14a, whose product is annotated as abhydrolase domain containing 14A. Lineage: Eukaryota; Metazoa; Chordata; Mammalia; Rodentia; Muridae. The transcript has 6 exons. Gene Ontology annotation, cellular component: cytoplasm. Bases 534 to 1130 code for a protein of 198 amino acids. The record is from RefSeq and is a predicted model, not a curated record.
ACUGCGCAAGCGCGCCUGGGUGGCUGGACUUCGGUCGCCAGCUUACCAAGGAGGAGGCUGUGCCAUAACCGCUAGGCUGUUUGGCAGUUGGCUCCGCCUAGGCCGGGCCCCGCGUCACCGGAGCCCUCCUGGUCACUCCUGUCAGUGCGAACAGUCUGCGUCAGAACCUCUACAAGUUGUCUACUCUUGGGCACUCAGGUUGCCCUGGCAACGAAUGAAACUCCACCCCUUGAUCCUGAAAGAAGCACAGGACACUAAGAGUGUGGUCCGUCCAUCGGGAUGCUCUGCCUCCUGGGAACCUGACUCCGCCUCCUGGGAACCUGACUCCGCCUCCUGGGAACUUGAGCUAAAGCUUCGAUGGAAACAAGCGUCCUUGGCUGCUCCAGUUAGGAAGAAGAGCGUGCUCUUCCUCCACCUGGCUCCUGAUUUUCUAUCAGCGCUGGAGGAUCUGCUGCAGCCCACACACUGCCUGACUGGAGCUGGGAGUGAGGCUUCCAGAAGAGUUCCACGGAGGCUGUGUGGUACAGAUCUUCAUGACCCGGUACCAGGCAGCCCUGUUGGGUCUCGGCCUGCUCCUCAUGUUCCUACUGUACAUGGGGUUGCCUGGCCCACCCAAGCAGACUUCCCAACUCGGGAGAGGUCCUAAUGUCACAGUCCUGACUGGUCUCACCAGAGGCAGCUCUCAGAUCUUUUACCGGGAGGUGCUGCCGCUCCAGCAGACACACAGGGCGGAAGUCCUGUUUCUCCAUGGGAAAGCAUUUAAUUCCCACACAUGGGAGCAGCUGGGUACACUGCAGCUACUCUCAAAGAGGGGCUACCGGGCCGUGGCCGUCGACCUUCCAGGUUUUGGGAACUCAGCCCCUUCAAAGGAGGUGAGCACAGAGUCAGGCCGAGUGGAGUUGCUGGAGGGCGUGCUCCGGGACCUACAGCUGCAGAAUACUGUGUUGACCCCAACUCUUAUCCUGUAUGGGGAACUGGACCACACCUUGGCACGAGAGUCGCUUCAGCAGCUCCGCCACCUGCCCAACCACUCCGUGGUGAAGCUGCACGAUGCAGGUCAUGCCUGCUAUCUCCACAAGCCAGAAGCCUUCCACCUUGCCCUCCUUGCCUUUCUCGACCAUUUGCCUUGAAUGGACUCACUUCCCAGGACCCACCUCGAAGAGUCUAGACCUCCUCAUUCUCCUCUUCCAGGGUGACAGUCCCUGGCUGUGAUUGGGGGACAGGGGAUCAAACCUAACCAGGACUUUUGUAUUCCAUUUCACAGGCACAAUAAAGAAAAGCCUUUUUGUCUUGCCUGGA